Molecule: messenger RNA, 1344 nt
Organism: Cylicocyclus nassatus
Lineage: Eukaryota; Metazoa; Nematoda; Chromadorea; Rhabditida; Strongylidae
Source: the annotation of a GenBank genome assembly
AUGAACUGUAGCAUCAACGGCAUCGUUUGCCAUUGUUUGCCAGCAAAUUCGGACAGCAGCACACGAAUUGUAGCAUCAACGGCAUCGUUUGCCAUUCAUCAACGGCAUCGUUUGCCAUUGUUUGCCAGCGAGUUCGGACAGCAGCACACGAGCUGUAGCAUCAACGGCGUCGUUUGCCAUUGUUUGCCAGCGAAUUCGGACAGCAGCACACGAGCUGUAGCAUCAACGGCAUCGUUUGCCAUUGUUUGCCAGCGAAUUCGGACAGGAGCACACGAGCUGUUGCAUCAGUGGCAAUUGUUUGCCAGCGAGUUCGGACAGCAGCACACGAGCUGUAGCGUCAACGGCAUCGUUUGCCAUUGUUUGCCAGCGAAUUCGGACAGCAGCACACGAGCUGUAGCAUCAACGGCAUCGUUUGCCAUUGUUUGCCAGCGAAUUUGGACAGCAGCACACGAGCUGUUGCAUCAGUGGCAAUUGUUUGCCAGCGAAUUCGGACAGCAGCACACGAGCUGUAGCGUCAACGGCAUCGUUUGCCAUUGUUUGCCAGCGAAUUCGGACAGCAGCACACGAGCUGUAGCAUCAACGGCAUCGUUUGCCAUUGUUUGCCAGCGAAUUUGGACAGCAGCACACGAGCUGUUGCAUCAGUGGCAAUUGUUUGCCAGCGAGUUCGGACAGCAGCACACGAGCUGUAGCGUCAACGGCAUCGUUUGCCAUUGUUUGCCAGCGAAUUCGGACAGCAGCACACGAGCUGUAGCAUCAACGGCAUCGUUUGCCAUUGUUUGCCAGCGAAUUUGGACAGCAGCACACGAGCUGUUGCAUCAGUGGCAAUUGUUUGCCAGCGAAUUCGGACAGCAGCACACGAACUGUAGCAUCAACGGCAUCGUUUGCCAUUGUUUGCCAGCGAGUUCGGACAGCAGCACACGAGCUGUAGCAUCAACGGCAUCGUUUGCCAUUGUUUGCCAGCGAAUUUGGACAGCAGCACACGAGCUGUUGCAUCAGUGGCAAUUGUUUGCCAGCGAGUUCGGACAGCAGCACACGAGCUGUAGCGUCAACGGCAUCGUUUGCCAUUGUUUGCCAGCGAAUUCGGACAGCAGCACACGAGCUGUAGCAUCAACGGCAUCGUUUGCCAUUGUUUGCCAGCGAAUUUGGACAGCAGCACACGAGCUGUUGCAUCAGUGGCAAUUGUUUGCCAGCGAAUUCGGACAGCAGCACACGAACUGUAGCAUCAACGGCAUCGUUUGCCAUUGUUUGCCAGCGAGUUCGGACAGCAGCACACGAGCUGUAGCAUCAACGGCAUCGUUUGCCAUUGUUUGCCAGCGAAUUCGGACAGCAGCACACGAGCUGUAG